Acaulospora morrowiae is the source of this 1158-nucleotide messenger RNA. The record is from the annotation of a GenBank genome assembly. NCBI's taxonomy places the organism in Eukaryota, Fungi, Glomeromycota, Glomeromycetes, Diversisporales, Acaulosporaceae.
AUGGUCGAUCCGGACGCGAGCGAAUGGCUCAAAUCGCAACAGCGAGGUUCUCGCAACCAUCGCAUAAUAAUUGUCACUCUCGGAAUAAUCGUGUUGAUGGGUGCUGUCACCGGAAUUGUCUUUAGCGUCAUGAAGAAUUCUCAUGGAGCACCCGAUGGGUCGGGUAGCGGAAAGAGCGGCAACAACAAUACUAAUACCGGGAACGACCCCAAUAACAAAAAUCCCGGCGGAAAUCCUGCAAGUCCUGGCGCAAAAUAUUUCACCUGGGACAAUAAACCUGUCAAUUUGACCAUAAAUCCAGAUUCCAACCUGAAAAAAUCAUUCUACGGGUUGAAUUACGGACCCGUGAACGCCUCUUUUCCUUGGUGCGGAAACACCUUGGGCGAUGUCAUCGAAGACAUCAAGAUGAUCUCGCAACUUACAAGCAGGCUUAGACUUUAUGGAAUGGAUUGUAACAUGGCGGAUUACACUCUCGAGGCGAUUCUUCUCCUGAAAUUGAACAUCACCAUCGUUCCCACAAUUUGGGUGGACGACAAUGAUACCACUUAUCAGAGGCAACAAGACAGUUUUUUCAAUUUGAUAAACAAAUACGGAGUGGACAACAUCGAUGGCGUGUCCGUGGGCAAUGAAGUCAUUUUCCGCAAGGACAUACCGACACAAAAAUUAUACCAACGCAUCGCUGACGUCCGCAGCAAGGUAAAUUCGAUGGGUCUCAAGAAAAAAUUACCGGUUUUCACCUCCGACCUGGGUUCAAACGUCGAUUCAGCUUUUGUGGCAGCGAAUGACAUGAUUUGGGCAAACGUGCAUCCAUUCUUUGGUGGUGUAAAUAUUAAUCAAGCGGCAAACUGGACAUUCACGUUCUUUAAGGAAAACGAUGUUGCAGUAGCAAAGGGUAAAGAUACCAUUAUGUCGGAAGUGGGCUGGCCAACUGCCGGCGAUUCUCAGCAAGGCGCUGUUCCUUCAUUACAAAAUUUGCAAAUUUUCCUGAGCACCUUCAUUUGUCCUGCAAACGAUCAAGUUAAAUAUUAUUAUUUCGAAACAUUUGAUGCACCAUGGAAAGCGCAGAAAUGGACCAUCUUGGAAGGAAGUUGGGGAUUGUUCAAUCCCGACCGAUCUCUAAAAUCAGGAAUCACUCUUCCUAGUUGUAUUGCUCCAUAG